This is a messenger RNA of Electrophorus electricus (electric eel), 1691 nucleotides long. It is a transcript of the gene cdk5rap3, whose product is annotated as CDK5 regulatory subunit associated protein 3. The record is from RefSeq and is a predicted model, not a curated record. Gene Ontology annotation, biological process: regulation of mitotic cell cycle. Gene Ontology annotation, cellular component: endomembrane system. Lineage: Eukaryota; Metazoa; Chordata; Actinopteri; Gymnotiformes; Gymnotidae.
CUACGUGUCAACGUAUAAGCUGUCUAAAGAACACAGCAUAUGCUAGCUAGUGGAUAUGUGGCUUAUAUUACAGUAAUUAUAUAGCAUAAUACCAAAACACCAGAAAUUCGAUGGAGAAUGUUCAGAAUCUUCCUAUCGACAUUCAAACCGGCAAGCUUCCCGACUGGCUGGUUGAUAGGAGGCACUGUUCUCUGAAAUGGCAGAGUGCAGUGAUGGUCAUCAGAGAGAAAAUUAAUGCAGCUAUCCAGGAUAUGCCAGAGAGUGAAGAGAUCAAACAGCUGCUUUCUGGCUUACACAUCCACUACUUUCACUGUUUAAGGAUAGUUGAAAUACUGAAAGGAACAGAAGCCUCUUCCAAAAAUAUAUUUGGCAGAUAUUCAUCGCAGAGGAUGAAGGACUGGCAAGAAAUAGUGUCCCUGUAUGAAAAAGACAAUGCUUACCUAGCGGAGCUAGCCAGUCUGCUGAGUCGCACUGUGAGUUAUGAAGGUCCUGCCCUGAGGAAGCAAAUUGCUAAAGCCCAGCAGCUGCAGCAGGAGCUAAGCAGGCGAGAGCUGGAGUGCCAGAGCACAGCAGCAGACAUGAAGGAGCGCUAUUAUGCAGCAUGCAGGCAGUAUGGCAUAGUGGGGGAGAAUGUAGCGCGGGAGUUGCAGGCGCUGGUUAAGGAUCUACCCACCACGCUGGAGGAAACUGGCAAGCGGGCAGCGUGCCUGGAAGAUCCCAUAAAGCUAUAUGCAGCUUUCACAAAUUUUGUCUGUGACUGGUCUGAGCCAGUCCUGCCUAUGCUGUCAUUCAUUCAACAAAAAGGAAACGCAACAAUGUAUGAAUGGCGGACAGGAAGAGCCCCAACGGUUAUAGAGAGACCUGUGGUGGAGGAAGCGCCACCUGAUACCGUCACAGAGGAAAAGAUUGACUGGGGUGACUGGAGUGCUGGGGCUGGUACCGAGGCCGUGAAUUCUGGGAUCACAGUUAAGGACAGUGUGGACUGGGGCGUCACCCUCGAGUCUGGAAAAGAGAUACAGGAUACAGGAGCUGGUGGCAUUGACUGGGAUGAAUCCGAACCUGCUGCAGGAGAAAUUGAACUUGUUGAUGCAGGCACCGACUGUCCUGAAGGUAUUGCCCGAGGAGGGGAUGCACUCUCUCUGCUUGAAAGUUCACAGACACGCAACCAGUUUAUCGAUGAACUGAUGGAGCUGGAGCUGUUCCUGUGCCAGCGGUUGAGCGAGAUGAGCGAGGAGGGGGACAUGGUGGCCAUGAGCCAGUUCCAGCUGGCGCCCUGUGUCAUCCAGGCGCAGUCAGCCCAGAGAGUGCAGGCCAUGCUGGCGGACGUGCGCCGCCUCCUGGAGGGGCUGACCUCGCUGCGCAUGCAGCAUCUGUUCAUGAUCCAGGCAUCGCCACGCUACGUGGAGCGCGUGUCAGAUAUGCUGAGGCAGAAGCUGAAGCAGGCUGAUAUCUUGGUGCUAAAGCGCGCCUCUCUGGCUCAACGCCGGCAGGAGGCUCUGGAGGAGCAGGCCAAUCUGGAGCCCCGCAUCGACCUGCUGGCUGCUCGUGCCAAGGAACUGCAGAAACUGAUUGAAGCUGACAUUUCCAAACGUUACAACAAACGGCCAGUUAACCUUAUGGGUGUUCAUGUGUAAAUGAUCAAUUUCAAAAAGCAACGUUUUGUGAAUAAAUAUUAUAUUUCAUAUAAACAA